AUGCCAGCAGACGAGCCAGUCCACGUGUCUCCGUUCAAUGCCUUAUUGUGCCUGAUCAUCCUCGGGGUCAACGCAGCGACUCAGAGGUCAGGAGCCGAUCACUUCGCCAACGUACACCUCUCGCCAGCCCGUACCUCUCCGUUCAUAUGCCUAGCAGAUAUACUCACCACAGUGCUCUGGCUUGGCUAUGGAGUGCUCUUCAAGAGGAUUGGCUUCAAGGUCUCUGCAAAGAUGCUCUUCAAAGACUUUGGCUUCUCGGAAGAGGAAGAUACACUUGUCAAAGGGAAGGGUUGGCCUUGGAACAUUGUCCUCAUGAUCGUGUUCCUCGCUGGACCCAUGUUAGAGGCAAUAAAGCUCUUUGCCUUUGGAGCAACAGGAACCGCACCAUGGUUGCAAACAUUCGCUGCUGCCAUGUUCGUCACUGCGUACAUCGUGCGCGUCUCCGUCAACACCCUGAGCAGGCGUUGCGAAGACGAAAACGCGAUUCAAGAGCUCGCAAAUUCCAGGCCAGAACGACUCUUCAAGACCGCGGACUUCCUCUACGACCUCGCUUACUCGGCUCAGUUCCAUUUCUGGAUUGAAAUCUUUGGCAAGCUCGAAUUCUUUGCUGAGCCCAAUGCGGCAGUCGUCAUCACUGUACUGGUGAUGGUAAUCUUUCCUGCCUUGACUUCCUAUUUUUCCCCAAAAGAGGAUGUCCAAGGGAACCAGCCCGACGAGCAGGAAGCACAACAAGCCGCACCACACGCGCAUUGGAGACCAAGGAUUCUAAUGGGCCGCUGGGCUCUGGCAAACUGGGCAGAAGACGACCGACACAGGGCUUUUAUUGUGGCGUUUGUGAUUGCAAUAAGUACCCCAUCCGAUACCGCAUGGAGAACAAUCUUCAUCCCAUUGGCUGCAUUUGCUGUCGUGGUCUUGCAUCUGGCCCUCGUGUCUGUUGUCACCAGGAUUCUUCGCAAAGCCGAUCGACGACGCAGCAGCGCACAAGAGUCACUACAGGGAGACAGAGAAGAUCCAGGGCUGCCUCAAGAUCAACUGCGCGAAAGAUGGAACCCACUGUUGAGGGCAGAGAGUCCAGAGUGGAGAAACACUGUAAGCAUGGCUUUUGGGUUGAGCAACCUCACCUUCGUUUGCAUGUACUACUUCGGCGUAUACGAUGCCUCGAAGACUGUCAAGCCAGGUUGGCUAGAGGCAAUCUAG
Molecule: messenger RNA, 1197 nt
Organism: Aureobasidium musti
Lineage: Eukaryota; Fungi; Ascomycota; Dothideomycetes; Dothideales; Saccotheciaceae
Source: the annotation of a GenBank genome assembly